This is a messenger RNA of Lymnaea stagnalis (great pond snail), 3145 nucleotides long. NCBI's taxonomy places the organism in Eukaryota, Metazoa, Mollusca, Gastropoda, Lymnaeidae. The record is from the annotation of a GenBank genome assembly.
GACACCUUUGAGGACCCGUCUGGGAUUAUAGAAAUGUUUCACUAAGGCACCCACUACAGCAAUGCUGCCAGUGUCAUGCAGUAUUUGUCAGGGUCGAACCGUUUACAACUCUGCACAUAGAGCUUCAGAGUGGCAAGUAAGAAGUAAGUGCAUAGAGACGCUGGUGGAUGCUGGUGGAAGGGAGGGAAGGGGGGUGGGAUUACAAUACUGCACAUAGCUUCAGAGUGGCAAGUAAGUGCAUAGAGACGCUGGUGGAUGCUGGUGGAAGGGAGGGGGGUAACAAUACUGCACAUAGUGCUUCAGAGUGGCAAGUAAGUGCAUAGAGACACUGGUGGAUGCUGGUGGAAGGGAGGGGGGUUACAAUACUGCACAUAGCGCUUCGGAGUGGCAAGUAAGUGCAUAGAGACACUGGUGGAUGCUGGUGGAAGGGAGGGGGGGUUACAAUACUGCACAUAGCGCUUCGGAGUGGCAAGUAAGUGCAUAGAGACAUCCAUCUGUACAUGAUCAACUGUAUCAAAUGACAUUGCAUCUGUGUAAAUUUCUGAAAUCCAAUGGGCUAUUGCUAGAGCUGUGCUUGAAAAUAUUGACAUGAAAUCAAAUAGGAUUCAAAGGAAUGCUGAAUUUUUCCGUAUGUGGAUAACCAAAUCUGUUUAUAUAGUGGAAAGUUGAUCCUUCUUUUAUUAAAAGCUUAGACAAUACUUCCUUAGGAAUGGGUAAGAACAUGAUUUCUGCAAGAAAAGGUUGUGUGAAAGAACAGGUUGCGCAGAAGGACAGGUUGUGUCAAAUUACAGGACCAUCAAAAAACAUUUCACCUGAAAUCCUUUAUCAGCAGACAUUUAAUUGCAAGUUUCCUGUGUGUAAAUCACCUGUAUAAUGAUGCUACAUUUAUGUCAAUCACUUCACAGGUUUGAUGUGCCCGACCGUCAGUUCCACUCAAUUCCUGGGAGCUUCUCCUCCCUGAUGGACAACCCAAAUGAUGUCAAGGAACUCAUCCCAGAGUUUUUCUACUUCCCCGAGUUUCUUGUCAACUUCAAUGGUAAGUCUUACUGCAUAGGGGGCGGUGCAGUCUGCAGCACUGCUGAUAUUGACAUGCUCAUCUUUUACUGCAAUACUUUAUUUUAAACACCCUUGCUUUCAAUUACUCAUCAUAACCUGAAAUUGUUCUAUUAUUGUUUUGGCCACAUUUGCUGUUAAUAUUUUAAAAAAAUAAAUUUCACAUAAAAAAACACACCUUUUCUUGACUUCACUCAUUGCAAGAUUAUGACAGCAGAUGUAGGUGGGACAUUUUCUCAAGUACUAACGCAGACCAAUUGUUUUUUGUCAUGUCAAGGUUUUGAUCUGGGAAGACUUCAGUUCACCAGAGUCUGUGGACGAUGUCAAGCUGCCGCCCUGGGCCAGCACACCUGAAGAGUUCAUUUAUAAACACAGACAAGCCUUGGUAAACCUUUUUUUUUAAUGGCUCUUGUUUGUUUGGUCACAUGACAUGUUGUCAUGUAUGACAAUCUGUCUCCUUGGACCAGCCACGCUUCAUGGGUUUAUCACUGGGAUGUUAGACAGUAUAGAUGUGACUGUACUGCUUUAAAUGUUGGGGUGUUGAAAAUUGGGGGUACACCCCACCCCCUCUUUUCCUGUCUGUGGCACUAUGAUAUCAAAUAACUGUAAGUGGUUUAUAAACAGACUACUACUGUAUGACAAGGUGUGACCCAUGCAAUAUGCCCCCCAAUGUGACUUCUUGCCUAUUGACUGUAUUGGAACUGUUAUUUAAGUAAUAAGUAAUAAUCAAUGACAUAUCUAGACACUGACAAGAUGUGUUUUAUAUGAGUAUAAGCACAAAAUAUCAUUGAAUAUGUUUUGAAUCAUUUUAUUUUUUUGCUUCUAUGUGUAAAUUGUUCCAUGUGUAAUGUGUAGAUACAUUGAAAAUAGUUUCAAGGAUAAAUGGCCUUGAUUUUUAUGGUAGGCCCUAGUCAGAUUAAAUUGAAAUAACUGACUUCCUGUUUCCUCAGGAAAGUGAGUAUGUUUCGGCCCAUCUACACAACUGGAUCGACCUGAUAUUUGGAUACAAACAGAAAGGCUCCGCCGCAGUGCAGGCCCUCGACGUCCUCAAUUACGUUACAUAUGAAGGUAUGCAUGUCCUCUAUUACAAAUUAAUUAUGCAAAAUGCAAGUCAUCAAUUAUGAUGGCAGGUUGUCAUGUUUACUACUUCCCAGUAACUAAUUUCUUUAAUAAAUAACACCAUCAACGUGUGCAUAAAUGUUUAAUAAAUAACACCAUCAGUGUGUACAUAACGUUUAAUAAAUACCAUCUGUGACAUUAGAUGUAGAUAAGAAAUGAAAAUUACCAACCAUGAUACAUAGAGGUGAACAUCUUAAACAGGAGAAGACUGGUAAUGGGUUUGUGUAAAUGUGUGAGAAGGAAACUAAGGGACUAAAGUCGGGGAAAGGGGGGGGGGGGACGUUUGAUCAGGUGUUUGUUGAAUUCUUCAUCUUUGUGAUGUAUGAAUCAUCCAGGCAUGACUAAGAGACUAAAUCUCCACAUUACCUUUUUUUUCUGAAAGUAAAUCAUUCUUUUGCAUGGCUCGGAAUCAUCAUUCUGUCACAAUGACUUGAAAACCAUUCUGUCAAAUCAAUGGAAAUUAUCAUUCUUUCACAUGACUUGAAUCAUCAUUCUGUCACAUCAAUUGAAAUCAUCAUUCUGUCAUUUGACUUGAAUCAUCAUUCUAUCACAUCAAUUGAAAUCAUCAUUCUGUCACAUGAAUUGAAAUCAUCAUUCUGUCACAUCAAUUGAAAUCAUCAUUCUAUCACAUGACUUGAAUCAUCAUUCUGUAACAUCAAUUGGAAUCAUCAUUCUGUCACAUCAAUUGAAAUCAUCAUUCUUUCACAUCAAUUGAAAUUAUCAUUCUUUCACAUGACUUGAAUCAUCAUUCUGCCACAUGAAUUGAAUCAUCAUUUUGUCACAUGACUUUAAAUCAUUGAGUCUGUCACUUCAAAUAGAACCAUCAUUCUGUCACAUGACAUGGAAUACGGAAACAUCAUUCUGUCACAUGACAUGGAAUACAGAAACAUCAUUUUGUCAAAUGACCAUGUAACAAUUUUACAGGAGCUGUGGAUCUGGAUGCCAUCCAAGACCCCAAAGAAAGAUUGUCUGU